UGGAACCUUCAGGUCCCAACCACCGCCAGGGCCGCUCCGCCCAGUGGAGCCUGUCCGGCCCCCUUACUGCCCGCUAGCUCCCGCCGGCUGGCGCAAGCUGUCGGCGCCGGGGCACUGCGGGCGGGGUCGGAGCCUGGCCUUCCUGACGUUGCAGCUGCCGUCCCCGCACGUUCCGGCCAGGGCCUCCCUCUUAGGGCCGGGCGGCGCCCGUGGCUCAGGCUGCAGAGUAGGGAAGCGAGCGGCUGCCAAGGCACAGCAGCGAUCCGGCGGGGGCGGAAAAUGGCGGCGGCUUCGGAGGAGCUAAAUGGCGCCGGGACCCCUGGGGGGUGGGGUGGGCCGGGAGGUUGAGUAGAGAACUGGGCCAGAAGGAGUGGAGACAGUAAGAAAGCCCUACUUGUUUUCUCGUGGUGUUCUUUUUUUUCGUUUUUAUUUUUGUUACGUUUUUGUUUCGGUUUUGUCCAGCGUAGGAGAGGUAGGCUUGGGUGGGGUUGAGAGAGUGGGGGUGGGUCUCGACCCAACUUCCCCCCCCUUUGCUUUUUUGUUCUUUUCCCUCGUUUGCGCUUUAGAUUCUUCUGUAAUUUUGCGGGGGUUCAGCCUUGAUCAGCGAUUCACGGCCCAGACAUAGAGAAUCGGGAUAGCUGGCCGAACCGUCUCUGUCAGUCUGAGUCUCUUUAAAGAAGGGAUGUGGGCUGGGGCGCGGGGACAGAGUCGUGGUGGAGCACGGAAAAUGCGUCUGUAAAGUAGUAAUUACCCUAUUGUGCCGAGUUCCGAGAAAGUUGUUAAAAUUGUUAAGUCCACUUUGUUCUCUAAAAUGGACUUCGCUUUGAGAAUUUCUUCAGGGAGUUGAUAGGCUCACCCCAAAAUAUGCUUUUUGGGACUGAUUUAGCACCUGCAUAUUCUGCGUGAAUCUCUUUAAUUGGUUGCAGUUGAGCUAAUGGUGGAACCAAAAUGCUAUUGCCCUGUCUUCAUCAACAUUUAAUCAAGUGUUGCAGAGAUAGGAACAUGGGAGAGAAACAAUCUGGAUAACAUGAAAGUGAUGCUGGUGGUUAAGGGAAGGCAACUUGAUUCUGUGGGAAGGGCUGUAGCUGAUCCAUCCGUUGUCUAGAUUUGAGUAUGAGCACAGUGGAAGAGGAUUCUGACACAGUAACAGUAGAAACUGUGAACUCUGUGACUUUGACUCAGGACACAGAAGGGAAUCUCAUUCUUCACUGCCCUCAGAAUGAAGCGGAUGAAAUAGACUCAGAAGAUAGUAUUGAACCUCCACAUAAAAGGCUUUGUUUGUCCUCUGAGGAUGAUCAGAGUAUUGAUGAUUCUACUCCUUGCAUAUCAGUUGUUGCACUUCCACUUUCAGAAAAUGAUCAGAGCUUUGAGGUGACCAUGACUGCGACCACAGAGGUAGCAGAUGAUGAGGUUACUGAGGGGACUGUGACACAGAUCCAGAUUUUGCAGAAUGAGCAACUAGAUGAAAUAUCUCCCUUGGGUAACGAGGAAGUUUCAGCAGUUAGCCAAGCAUGGUUUACAACUAAAGAAGAUAAGGAUUCUCUGACUAAUAAAGGACAUAAAUGGAAGCAGGGGAUGUGGUCCAAGGAAGAAAUUGAUAUUUUGAUGAACAAUAUUGAACGCUAUCUGAAGGCACGCGGAAUAAAAGAUGCUACAGAAAUCAUCUUUGAGAUGUCAAAAGACGAAAGAAAAGAUUUCUACAGGACUAUAGCAUGGGGUCUGAACCGGCCUUUGUUUGCAGUUUAUAGAAGAGUGCUUCGCAUGUAUGAUGACAGAAACCAUGUGGGAAAAUAUACACCUGAAGAAAUUGAGAAGCUCAAGGAGCUCCGGAUAAAGCAUGGCAAUGACUGGGCAACAAUAGGGGCGGCGCUAGGAAGAAGUGCAUCUUCUGUCAAAGAUCGGUGCCGACUGAUGAAGGAUACUUGCAACACAGGGAAGUGGACAGAAGAAGAAGAAAAGAGACUUGCAGAAGUGGUUCAUGAGUUGACGAGCACUGAGCCAGGUGACAUAGUCACACAGGGUGUGUCUUGGGCAGCUGUGGCUGAACGAGUGGGUACCCGCUCAGAAAAGCAAUGUCGUUCUAAGUGGCUCAACUACCUGAAUUGGAAACAGAGUGGGGGUACUGAAUGGACCAAGGAAGAUGAAAUCAAUCUCAUCCUCAGGAUAGCAGAACUUGAUGUAGCUGAUGAAAAUGACAUUAACUGGGAUCUGUUAGCUGAGGGAUGGAGUAGUGUCCGUUCACCACAAUGGCUACGAAGUAAAUGGUGGACCAUCAAAAGGCAAAUUGCAAACCAUAAGGAUGUUUCGUUCCCUGUCUUAAUAAAAGGUCUUAAACAGUUACAUGAGAACCAAAAAAACAACCCAACGCUUUUGGAGAAUAAAUCAGGAUCUGGAGUUCCAAACAGUAAUACCAAUUCCAGUGUGCAGCAUGUUCAGAUAAGAGUUGCCCGCUUGGAAGAUAAUACAGCCAUCUCUUCUAGCCCCAUGGCAGCAUUGCAGAUUCCAGUCCAGAUCACCCAUGUUUCUUCAACAGACUCUCCUGCUGCUACCGUUGACUCAGAAACAAUAACACUAAACAGUGGAACACUACAGACAUUUGAGAUUCUUCCUUCUUUCCAUCUACAGCCCACUGGCACUCCAGGCACCUACCUACUUCAAACAAGCUCAAGCCAAGGCCUUCCCCUAACUCUGACUGCUAGUCCCACAGUAACCCUGACAGCUGCUGCUCCUGCUUCUCCUGAACAGAUUAUUGUUCAUGCUUUAUCCCCAGAACAUUUGUUGAACACAAGUGAUAAUGUUACAGUGCAGUGUCACACACCAAGAGUCAUCAUUCAGACUGUUGCCACAGAGGACAUCACUUCUUCCAUAUCCCAAGCAGAACUGACAGUAGAUAGUGAUAUUCAGUCAUCUGAUUUUCCUGAGCCUCCAGAUGCCCUAGAAGCAGACACUUUCCCAGAUGAAAUUCAUCACCCUAAGAUGACUGUGGAGCCAUCAUUUAAUGAUGCUCAUGUAUCCAAAUUCAGUGACCAAAAUAGCACAGAACUGAUGAAUAGUGUUAUGGUCAGAACAGAAGAAGAAAUCUCUGACACCGACCUUAAACAAGAGGAAUCGCCCUCUGAUUUAGCCCGUGCUUACGUUACCGAGGUAAGUUGUACUUUAAGAACAACUGAAUGGGUUAUUGCCUUGAGCCUCAAACCUGCAGUUGGGGAAACUUUUUUCUUUAGACUCAUGAAAUUAAGCUCAAACCCCUACCUCACACCUCACAAGCAGUGUUGUUGCUGGCAGAAAUGGACAGGCAGUGAUCCUGUGGCAGUCAGGAAGAAUAAGAAAACCAUGUUCUAUCUUCACAGUUCCUCACUAAAACUUUUCCCUCUUUACCUACAAUACAUUGAAAAAUGUUUGUUAGAACCCAUAGAAGCAUUUUCCUGAGAGUAGUUAGUAAUCUUCGUGGUUCAGCCUGGGAACAUCAUCCUACACUGUAACAGCAUUGUUUCUUCUGUUAUAUUCAGCUGACCUAUAACUGACCUAGUCCUUAUGAGUUCAUCUUUUGUUAAAGGUAUGUUAGAUUGUGAGGUCAUCUUUUGUCCCUGUGAGAUCUUAACUUUUUAUUUUAUAUUCUGAUUUUUAAAUGGGUUAUAUUUAAGUCUAACCUAUACAUGCCUAUACGUGGGAUUUUAAGGAAAACUAGUAAGGAAUAUGAGUCAAUCUCUUUUUUUUUUUUAAAUGUUAUUUAGGGUUUAGAGUCUCCCACUAUAGAAGAACAAGUUGAUCAAACAAUUGAUGAUGAAACAAUACUUAUCGUUCCUUCACCACAUGGCUUUAUCCAGGCAUCUGAUGUUAUAGAUACUGAAUCUGUCUUGCCUUUGACAACACUAACAGGUACUGUAAUAUAAUACUUACUAGGUGCCUGAUAAAUUUUAGAUGGAAAAAAUCAGACAUUUAAUUCACUUGUUUCAGUCUUUCUUGAUCCAAUAAGCUACUAGUCCUGUUAACUUCUACACUGUUGCAGAAUACCUUAAAUUCUUGACAUGGAUUAGAGAAUAUAUACAUUUAAGACUAACUUGAAACUCAUUACAGAUCCCAUACUCCAACAUCAUCAGGAAGAAUCAAAUAUCAUUGGAUCAUCCUUGGACAGUCCUGUUUCAGAAGAUUCAAAGGAUGUAGAAGAUUUGGUAAACUGUCAUUAGAAUAAUUCUUAGAAAUAGGCAGUUCAAGCAAAGAAGCCACACUGUUAAUUACAACAUCGUCAAAGAAAUAGGAGCAACCCCCAAGAGGCUUAAUUUACCAAUUUAAAUAGCCACAGUGCUUAAGCCACACACAUUGUUGCUGCUAUGACUUUUUACCUCCUUUAAACAUCAUCUGAGGUUGAGUUUUAUGAGAGUAUGUAGUUGACUGGAGGCUGGGAGUUUUAAGCAUAAAUCCCUAUGUUUAAUGUUACAUGGGAAUAAGGAAUUUCAUUCACUUCAGCCACUAAGAAAAGUUUACAGCCACUAAGAAAAGUUUAGAAUCACGAAAGCUUAACUGCUGUGGUUUAAAGUACAGUUUCUCUAAAGAUCAGACAUGGCACUGUCUUCUCUCAAGUAAGCCUGGUUGUAGUUCAGAUGAGUCAUUUCAACAUGGUCUAGAGCUUACCAGUGAUCUUCUGAUCUUCAAGAAGACUAAGUUUGAGACUUGACCAGCAUACAAGUACAGAGACCUAGGAGGUGGUCUUGUGGUGGUUACAUUUGGUUAACCCAUUGCUGGCAGUGGGAGCUGAUUUAGGCAGGGUAAAAAGGAAAGCAUUAAAAGUUAAAAUUCACUACAGGUUUUUUGUUACUUUUAAAGGGAAUAUGGAUAAGCAUAGUAACAAAACCCACCAGAAUCUAAGCAGUUUUCACCCCCUCAGAAACCACUGUCAUUAGUUUACAAAGUUAGCACUUUGAAGUAAAACUAAAUGAGGAAGGAAGUAAUGUUACCUAUCCUUGAUACCAUGACCAUUUAUUAGAUGUUUUGCUAUAUAAAUUACCGAGAGAAUAGUUUGUCAUCCACUUAGUAUGUUAGCUGGUGGGGUACAUAUAACCUCUCAUCUCAGGCAAUUUUAAAAAAACAGUAUUUGCUUCUAUAACAAAAGGAAACAAAUCUAAGAAUCAUUCCUAUACUACAGAAGGGUUAAGGCAAGGUAACCUUUUGGGCUUUUUAAUGAAUAUGACCCCUACAGAAAAGUCAAGAAAAAAAAAAAAAAACCUUGUAUAAAUUAUUUUAUUUAUUAUUGUAAUUAGAUCUUCACAAAGUUGUCUUUUCACUGUCUGUUUUGUCAACGUGAAAUUAAAUUGUAGUUAUAAGCAAAAGUUGGUUGCCUAGGGAACAAUUGUAUAUUCAGUUUAACAGAAAUAAAAGAAUAUUUGUCUUAAAA
Nomascus leucogenys (northern white-cheeked gibbon) is the source of this 5392-nucleotide messenger RNA. RefSeq names its product cyclin D binding myb like transcription factor 1 (gene DMTF1). The transcript is spliced from 17 exons. The coding region runs from base 1114 to 3429 and encodes 771 amino acids. Lineage: Eukaryota; Metazoa; Chordata; Mammalia; Primates; Hylobatidae. Gene Ontology annotation, cellular component: nucleus. The record is from RefSeq and is a predicted model, not a curated record. Gene Ontology annotation, molecular function: DNA-binding transcription factor activity, RNA polymerase II-specific; RNA polymerase II cis-regulatory region sequence-specific DNA binding. Gene Ontology annotation, biological process: regulation of transcription by RNA polymerase II.